GUCUCUGAAGCGGCGGUGCGUUGUCUCCCGCGCUGACAUGGCGUAAAAACGAGGAGCCGGUGUGCGCGCGCAGCUUCUCCGAGUCAUGGACGACCCCCGACGGCGCAGCGCAGCACGCGCCGCGUCCUCGACGACCACGACGGUGACGAAGAUGAUGGCGGUGAUGAUGAUGAAGAUGAUGAUGAUGAUGAUGGCGCAUCCCGCGGCGGCGUCCGCUGGAGCUCAGGACGCGGCGAUGGAGGAGCUGGCGACGGAGAAGGAAGCGGAGGAAAGUCACCGCCAGGACAGCGUCAACCUUCUCACCUUCAUCCUGCUGCUCACCCUCACCAUCCUCACCAUCUGGCUCUUCAAGCACCGCACCGUCCGCUUCCUGCACGAGACCGGACUGGCCAUGAUCUACGGGCUGCUGGUGGGUGUCAUCCUGCGAUACGGCAUCCCCGCCACCAGCUACCACAACAGGAGCCCCCCCAGCUGCUCCCUGGCCACGGGGCCCGCCAGCAGCCUGGUGCUCAACGUCAGCGGCAGGUUGCUGGAGUUCACCCUCAAGGGCCAGAUCGACUCGGCCGACAUCCACAACGUGGAGCAGAACGACAUGUUACGCAAGGUGACCUUUGACCCCGAGGUCUUCUUCAACAUCCUGCUGCCUCCCAUCAUCUUCCAUGCGGGUUACAGCCUGAAGAAGAAACUCUUCUUCAGGAAUCUGGGCUCCAUUCUCACCUACGCCUUCCUGGGCACCGCCGUGUCCUGUUUCGUCAUCGGGAAUCUGAUGUACGGCGUGGUGAAGGUGAUGCAAGUAUUGGGUCAGCUGAGUGACAAGUUCUACUACACCGACUGUCUUUUCUUCGGCGCCAUCAUCUCCGCCACCGACCCAGUGACGGUGUUGGCCAUCUUCAACGAGCUGCACGCAGACGGUGAUCUUUACGCGCUGCUGUUUGGCGAGAGUGUGAUGAACGACGCGGUGGCCAUCGUCUUGUCCUCCUCCAUCCUGGCGUACCAGCCGAGAGGCGCCAACACGCACACGUUCGACGCCGCCGCCUUCUUCAAGUCGGUGGGCGUCUUCCUGGGCAUCUUCAGCGGCUCCUUCAUGAUGGGCGCCGCCACGGGGGUGGUGACCGCCCUCGUCACCAAGUUCACCAAGCUGCACUGCUUCCCCCUGCUGGAGACCGCCCUCUUCUUCCUCAUGUCCUGGAGCACCUUCCUGCUGGCCGAGGCCUGCGGAUUCACGGGUGUGGUGGCCGUGCUCUUCUGUGGUAUCACUCAGGCUCACUACACCUUUAACAACCUGUCCCCUGACUCCACCAGGCGCACCAAACAGCUGUUUGAGCUUCUCCACUUCCUGGCUGAGAACUUCAUCUUCUCCUACAUGGGCCUGGCUCUCUUCACCUUCCAGAAGCACGUCUUCAGCCCCCUCUUCAUCGCGGGAGCGUCCGUGGCCAUCUUCAUCGGGCGGGCGCUCAACAUCUACCCUCUGUCCUUCCUGCUCAACCUGGGCCGCAGACACAAGAUCUCAGGCAACCUGCAGCACAUGAUGAUGUUUGCGGGCCUGCGCGGCGCCAUGGCCUUCGCCCUGGCCAUCCGGGACACGGCCACCUACGCCCGGCAGAUGAUCUUCACCACCACGCUGCUCAUCGUCUUCUUCACCGUCUGGGUCUUUGGAGGCGGGACCACGCCCAUGUUGUCAUGGCUGCACAUCAGAGUGGGUGUGGACUCCCAGGAGGACCAGCAGCCCUCUGCAGACACCUUCCACGUCCUUCAGGAGGAUGGAAGUGAAAGUAAAAGCAAGCAAGAAAGCGCCUGGCUCUUCAGGAUGUGGUACUCCUUCGAUCACAAUUACCUGAAGCCCAUGUUGACACACAGCGGCCCCCCGCUCACAUCCACGCUGCCCGCCUACUGCGCACCCUUGGCCAGCUGCCUCACCGCCACCAGGUCCUCUGAGAACCACGAGCAGCCGAGGGACCCGGACUGCGACCUGAUCCGCAACGAUGGCGACCUGACCUUCACCUUCGGAGACACCGCCAUCGCCACAAACGGGGUGUCUGGCGGGGGCGACGGGGGGGCGGGAUGGAGCUCCAAUGGACGAGGAAGCAGCAGCACAUCGGAGGAGGCCCUCCAGCGUGACCUGGACUCCAGGGAACUGAGCCGCGGAACCAGACUGGUCUUCCCCAUCCAGGAUCUCACCUGAACACGCACACACACACACACACACACACACACACACACACGGACAAGGAUGGCGGUCAUUCCUGAGGAGACACUUUUUGAUUUAUUUUUCUUUAGGUGGUGAAAAUGAGCCAAAUAUGUCCUUCAUCCACUAGAAGAUGAUCACAAACAUGAAUGACUAAAAUCUUUCAUUUUGUGGGACAGACGGAAACAAAUAAUGAUGUCAUCAAAAGUGUCCAUUUAACAUGAAAUAUAUUGCAACUUCAUUUCACAAUGGAUUGUAUAUUAAUUACAGUCUAAUAAUAAAAAUAAAAAUAUAUAUGUAAUACAUAUUACUUAAUUAUGUUAUAUAUAUUCUGCAGUUGAAUUAUUUCAAUUGAGUUCUUUCACGUUUUGAUGAUUUAUUGCAUGUUUUUGUGUCAGCGCUGUCAAAGUCAGUGGGCGUGUCCUAACACCUGAUUGGUUAACGUCCGCUUCAUUGCACUCAUUGGACGAGGUUCCUCUUAGCCCCGCCCACUGACACGUGAGCCGAAGGAUUACAUUUUGGAAUGUUUCGAUAUAAAUACUCGACUAAAUAUAUGAGUAUUUGAUUAAAGUGUGAAAUAAAUAAUGACAUUGUUGGAUAAAUAUGGACAUAAUUGUGUAUUAUAUUAAUAAAUGACACAUUUAUUUAAUAACAUACAUUUAAGCUCACUGCUUGACUGGGUUGACAUUUUCAAAUCAAAGUGUUCAAAAGUGCUUAUUUUUAACUUAAUGACGUAAUUUUUGCUUUUUUUUUUUUUCAUUGUUGACUCUUAUUAUGAAAGCCUUAUUAUUUAUUGUGUUGAUUGCCUGGCAGGACUGGUGAGUGUUUGGAAAGACGCCAACAAAUAAUACCUAAUUAACGAAUAAAGCAUUUAAGUCAAGUAUUUAUUUAUUUCAUUUUGUGCCACUUCACCCUCCAUAUAAAUAUGAAAUAUAAACAUUUAUAACCAGGGAGAGGAAACUUUUGAUACAUCAAAGGUUGGAAAGAAAGUGUCCCUAAACUUUUGACUUGCUUGACAUAAAUUACAUAAAAUGUUCUUCUUGCUUUAAAACAGGAUUCGACCCUCCAACUUCCCUUUUUAGCACCAAUGCAUGCUAAAAAUAAAAAUUAAAAAAUAGAUUAAAUGGCAUUA
This is a messenger RNA of Nerophis lumbriciformis (worm pipefish), 3317 nucleotides long. It is a transcript of the gene slc9a7, whose product is annotated as solute carrier family 9 member 7. Gene Ontology annotation, molecular function: potassium:proton antiporter activity; sodium:proton antiporter activity. Lineage: Eukaryota; Metazoa; Chordata; Actinopteri; Syngnathiformes; Syngnathidae. The record is from RefSeq and is a predicted model, not a curated record. Gene Ontology annotation, cellular component: recycling endosome; plasma membrane. Gene Ontology annotation, biological process: potassium ion transmembrane transport; sodium ion import across plasma membrane; proton transmembrane transport.